ACUUGUGAAUGGAUUGAUCUCGAUUUGUGUUGAGUAGUACUUUUUGCAGCAUAGUAAAUGACUAUCACCUUUGUGGUUGUCUAGUAUUUUUCUAGCGAUGCAUUGGUUUACAAAUUUUCUUUAAAUGUCUACUUAUAUAGCACGCAACCACCUGGUGAGUAGGGAAGCCCGUUAAAUUGUUGACAACUACACAUAAACUAAUUCUCCAUAAAUUAAUUUCUUUUAACAACUGGACUCGUAACAUCAGUAUGUGGAGGCAACUGACGAUAAAGAAGGCUGUUCAACUAUGUUGCGUCCUGGCGUUAAUAUUCCCUUUGGUCGCCUACUUUACUGCCUUGAGUCGAUCACCCGAAAAACACCAAUCAAGAAAAGUGGGGGAAAUUUUGAGAUACGAUGGACCAGAUGGAAAAGAAACGGCUCGAUCUAAUGUCAAACCACCUGCACGAGGAUGGAUGGAGAAGUAUAAUUGGACACCAAUAGCCCAUGGUGUUUAUGACUUUUUGAUAAACCCUGUGGAAAAGUGCAAGGUAGGAAAUGGUAAUUUUACACUUCUGAUCUUGAUCAAGUCAGCGGCUUCUCACGCAUCACACAGGGCAAUCAUCAGAGAAACAUAUGUCAGGUGUAUCGAGAUGAAUAACAUAUCAGCCAGGAUGUUCUUUAUCCUGGGAACUACUACGAACGACACCUACCGCGAAGGUAUCAGGCGGGAAGCUGACCUACACGGAGAUAUCCUACAGGCGGACUUCGCCGACAAUUACUACAACCUCACCAUCAAGUUAAUCAUGGCUUUCAAGUGGGCGGCCACCUUCUGCAACAACAAUGAGUUCUUGAUGUCGGCGGAUGAUGAUGUCGUCAUGGACAUAUCAACCCUUGUCCAAGACUUAAGGGCUUUGCCAUUGGAGUAUCGUUCAAACCUUUGCUUGGGUGAUCCUAUAAUCGCCAGUAAGCCAAUACGAAACGUGAGAAGCAAAUACUACGUCCCGAAGGAGAUGUAUCCGGAAGAUACCUACCCAACGUAUCCGAGUGGUCCCGGAUACGUGCUAUCGCAAGAUGUUGUACGAGGACUUUACGAUGCUUCAAAAGGAUUGCUGCCUAGGACACCAACUGAUGAUGUUUACAGUGGAUUUCUUUUGAAGGCACGAGGCAUUCACAUGGUAGAUAUGAUUACACUCUUCCCUUUACUUCAUCCUGAACGAAGAGGUUUCAUAAAUGAUAAAGAUUACUUGUAUUUUAUGGCCCAACUAUCCCUAAAGGAAAUGAAGAGUACAUGGAACGACUACAGCAGAUAUUGUAUAUCUACUGAACUCGUACACGGAACAACCUCUAACACGACACUCAUCCUGAAAAAGAAUCAAAUUAAUGGAAUUUUCGUUCCUGAAUUAUUAAAGGAAUAGAGAAUGAGUUUGUACAAUAUCAUUUCAUAACGUGACAAAAAAAAUUGCUUUCAGCAUUUAUGAAAUAAAAUAAUUACAGCGUUAGGCGUAACAUAUUAUAGGAGUGAAUUCAAUUGAUUUGGACCGUGUUACCUCAUAAGAUAACCAUUAAACCUUUGAAAUAAAUGUGAGCAAGAAUAUUAUUUAAGUUUUUGAAAAUGUACAGCAAAAUUUGCAGUGAAUUUUCGUCAAAUAUUGUUAGGAAUUUCAAGGAACCUUUAUAUCUUGGAUAAUAUUAGGCUUCAUAAAAAAUCGAAAAAAAUUUCUUUUGUAACAUUUUUUGUUCAUUUCAUGUAAAUACACGAUAUUUUUUAAUGUAUGUUUAGUCCAUUUCACAUGUUCGUCCAGCUUUCAGUUUGUUAGAUGAUAAUUUAGUAGAUUUCGGGCUGUGAUAAUAUGCUCGUAUUGAUUUAUAUAUUUAAAUGUGAUAAAUUUCAAUAAUAAUAAUAAUUACUAUUAUUCUUAAUAAUUUGAAUAAAUAAAUUUUAAGUAAU
Messenger RNA from Lytechinus pictus (painted urchin), 1927 nucleotides. RefSeq names its product beta-1,3-galactosyltransferase 1-like. The record is from RefSeq and is a predicted model, not a curated record. Gene Ontology annotation, molecular function: hexosyltransferase activity. Gene Ontology annotation, cellular component: Golgi membrane. NCBI's taxonomy places the organism in Eukaryota, Metazoa, Echinodermata, Echinoidea, Temnopleuroida, Toxopneustidae. Bases 249 to 1394 code for a protein of 381 amino acids. The transcript has a single exon.